CGUGGGGUCACCCAGGUGCGGGAGCGGGGGUCGCUCUCCCUCCUGCAGCCCAUCGUCCCCCCGUGGCCAUGGAGCUGACGGGCGGUGCCUGGCGGAAAAAAGGCCGCGCUGGCACCGGGGCUGCCCAUGGGGGUCCCAGCUCCGGGGAUGCGUCGAGGAUCAAGACGGCGGGUGGCGGGGUCUGCGGGGCUGCUCCCGCUGAGGAGGAGCGGCUGCCCGGGAUCCGGGCCGGUGCAGAUGCCGGUGCUGCACUACAGGUCCCGGCGCUCCGCGCGGCGGGCCGGGAUGGGGCGGGCCCGACGCGGCGGAAGCGGCGGCGGCGGCGCGGAGCGGCGGGGGACCCGGAGCGGCCACUGGUGACGGUGGCACCAUGCAACAGGAGGCAGGGGGUGGCCGACUGCGCCGCAGGAAGCCUGACAUGGCCCUCUAUGUACCCAAAGCACGGCGGGAGAGAGAAGCACAAGCAGCAGGUGACUCGGCAGCUGUGCACUGCCCGGAGCCCCAAAACCACCGCCUGAUGCAGGACACUUGCCGGGGCAGCAGCGAGAGGCAAAGGCAAAGCCCCCAUGCCAGGACACAGGUGGACAGACUGGUGAGAAAGGAGAGCAAGGUGGAUGCCAGCCUGAAGGAGCCGCAGGCAGCCUCUGCCAGGCACUGCCAGAGGCUGGGAGGCAGCUACCCCACCACGCCAGAGAGCCUGCGGACAUCCCUCAGUGUGCGGGAGCUGUGCCCAGAUCCGGCUGUUGCCCAGGACAGGCAGGACAAAGCAUCCCAUGAUGGACUUGGGGAGCUCAGCCACAGCCGCCGGAUGAUGAGGACUGAGCCUGGCCCUCCAUCCCCACCAAGUGCCCAGCCUGGGGCUGCGGAGGCUACCCCUGGGCCCGGAGGUGACCCUGCUAGCCCAGCACCCCCCACUAGCCAAACGCUUGCGUGUCGGACAGGGCUGAGCGGCAUGUUGGAGCAUUUAGGGGACAGCACCCUGAAUCCAGCCGGAGACCUCUCCCAGCGUCUGGGAGAGGGUGUCCUGCCACCAGCAGGGCUGGGCAACCAGGGCAGCAUGCCUGGGCCAGCAUGGGAGUCUGUGGGUCUGAAAGCCCAGGAGGAGAAGCAGGAGUGUGGGGGUUCUCUCCUGGCAGGGCCGAGCAAGGGCUGUGCCCCUGGGGUGACAGAGGAGGAGGAGAGAUGGGGAGGCAUGGCCGAGCUCCCCGGGGAGGGCACCUUGGAUGCACCAGGAGCCAGCUGUGAAUCCGAGUGCUUGAGGGGUGUCAUGGGUGAUGCGCCAGCGCUCCCAGGGGAGAGCACCCCAGGGCAGGACAUGGGCAGCCCGUCUCAGCUCCCACCCAGCAAGGAGGAGAGCACUGCUGGUGCCAGGGAUGCAGGUGGGGAUGGUGUCCCAGUGCCCACUGUGGAGGGGAUGGGCAGCACCUCUGCCUACACAGACAGCAGCACCAGGGCUGAGAACUUCUCACUGGGUGCAGGUGAGGAGCUGGUGAGCAGUGCCGGGGAGGGGGCACCUGUGGAGAGCUGCAAGCCCCUGCAGCCCCUGGAGUUGCUGUGCCGUGGCAUAGAAGGGAUUUUGCCUGCGGCCUGGGAUGAGGAGCCAGCAGGGGUAGACAAGGACGUGGGCUCACCGCAGCAGCACCGGUGCAGCUGGGAGGCUGAGGAGGAAGAGGGAGGUGUCCACAGUGGCUCCCCAAAGACAGAGCGGGCUGGGACCCCAAGCCAGGCCAGCCCAGGCGCCGAGGAGAGCUGGGAUGCGCUGUUCAAUGAUGAUGGGGACUGCCUGGACCCGCAUCUGCUGGAGGAGCUUUUGGGGGGUGAGAAGCACCGGGAGAGCCAGCAGUCACCCCGCUUCAACUACUACGGUGCUGAGCCUGCCGUGCCAGACCUCAGUGACGCUGAGCUGCCACAUGUAAUCGAGAUCUAUGAUUUCCCCUCGGAUUUCCGCACUGAGGACCUGAUGCGUGUCUUCUGCAGCUAUCAGAAAAAAGGCUUUGAUAUUAAGUGGGUGGACGAUACGCAUGCCCUGGGCAUCUUCUCCAGCCCCAUAACAGCACGCGAUGCCCUCAGCACCAAGCACCUGAUGGUGAAGACUCGCCCGCUCUCCCAGGGUACUCGUGCCUCUAAAGCCAAAGCCAGGGCAUAUGCUGAAUACCUGCAGCCAGCCAAGGAACGCCCUGAAACAUCGGCUGCCCUGGCCAGGCGACUGGUGAUCGGUGCCUUGGGGGUACGCAGUAACCAGACAAGAGCCCAGAGAGAUGCGGAGCGGAGGAAGCUGCAAGAAGCCCGGGAGAGGAAGCGCCUGGAGAACAAGCAGCGGGAGGAUGCCUGGGAGGGCCGGGAGUGAGCUGGGAGGCUGCACCUUACCCCUGCUGGGAACCCCCUAGGGGGAUUGGGCCCCUCUCUCUGGGCAGGCAGGGCACCUGCAUCUUGGGAUGGGAAUGGAUCCUUCGCUGCAUCCCAAAACGCUGGGCUGCUCCUCCAAAAGGGCUGAACAGGAGCUGGUGCUGUGGGGAUGCUGUCUCUGUCAGGCAGCGCUGCCGUCCUGCCCAGGGCAGGAGCCCCUGUGCUGCCUGCUGCAGCGGGAGCAGCCAGCAGGACGCAGGGAGCUCGGCAGUGAGUACCUGGGGCUGUGUGGGGCAGCCCUGGCCACCUGGCAGGGCCUUGCAAGGGAGAGUUUUUGUCCUUUAUUUUGCUAAUAAAUACCAUUUAUUUUA
Messenger RNA from Columba livia (rock pigeon), 2717 nucleotides. It is a transcript of the gene R3HCC1L, whose product is annotated as R3H domain and coiled-coil containing 1 like. The record is from RefSeq and is a predicted model, not a curated record. NCBI's taxonomy places the organism in Eukaryota, Metazoa, Chordata, Aves, Columbiformes, Columbidae. Bases 371 to 2347 code for a protein of 658 amino acids. The transcript is spliced from 7 exons.